Molecule: messenger RNA, 1044 nt
Organism: Zingiber officinale
Lineage: Eukaryota; Viridiplantae; Streptophyta; Magnoliopsida; Zingiberales; Zingiberaceae
Product: F-box/LRR-repeat protein At1g67190-like
Exons: 2
Coding region: 102-1001 (299 amino acids)
Molecular function (GO): protein binding
Source: RefSeq, a predicted model, not a curated record
UCUAGUUUAGAAGCGGAUUUUGCAUUUGUAUAAUUCAACCAAUUGUUGAGACUACACUGCUUGAAACUGUUGCUGUUGACUAAGCUACUUUAUCUUGGAUCAUGGAACAUCUUCCUGUGGAAAUCAUUGGUGAUAUACUUUCUCAUCUUGGAACUGCUCGAGAUGUUGUUGGUUUAUCUGCAACUUGCCGGAAAUGGAGAGAAGCCUACAAGAAGUACCUUCAUACGCUUUCUUUCAAAUUUGGUGAUUGGCCCCGUGAUAUUACUGCGAGGCAGCUAGAGAUCCUUAUAACACAAACUAUAUCACAAACUGUGGGAUUGCAGUGUCUUUCAAUUCAUAUGGGCAGUGCCCAUGAAUUUGCAGCUGUCCCAGUCAUUGCUUGGCUUAUGUACACUAGAAAAACAUUACAGAGUUUGUCCUACAAUGGGCACACUAUUCCAAAUGUGAAUGUUCCAGAGCAAUGUAGUCGACAUAAGUUGCAAGCUUUGGAUCUAGAUCAUCAUUCUAUAAUCAGGGUUGAACCAACUUAUCUGAGAUUUACUUGUCUCAAAUCUCUUUCUCUCAGACAUGUUAUUAUCUCUGCCUUGGAUCUGAGCAUAUUGUUUACUGUGUGUCCGAGAAUAGAGUCCUUGACCCUUGAUGUUGUAGAAAUUGUCACUUCAGAUUCUCAAUCAUCAAUGGAACUGAGUAGUCCUACAUUGAAGUGCAUAUUUGUAGAGACAGUAAGUGUGGAAAAAAUAAUUUUGGAGGCAGAUAACCUUGAGAGCUUGCAAAAUGUUAAUGUAUUAGAACUAGGAUGGACUAUCAUAAGUGAAAACUUUCGGCUUUGGGUUUUUGGGAUGAUUGGAAGAUGUCCCAACCUCAAGAAAUUAGUUAUCCAUGGUGUACUUUCGGGGAUGGAAACAGAUGAACAGUCUCAAAUGGUAACCAAUGUUACUUCAUCUGUAUUGCAUCUUAUGAGGAAAUAUAUUCAUGUUGAUGUGCGAUUUGUGUAUGACUAAUUAAUUACAAGUGAACAAGCCAUUGGUCUCCUUUUGAGAAACU